AUGGAGGCUCCAAGUGCGAUGGUGGGGCGUGAAGAGAUGGAGCAAGGUGGACUGCAGGUCGAACUGGAACCAGAGCUUCUGCGAGGUAUUCCGCUGCACGUGGCGCUGUCGGGUUGGGGAAAGCAUUGGGCAGACAAUGGCAGCGGUAGCAUCGGGACAGACGCGGACGCCAGCCAGAGCAGCUACAGCUUGAGCCGGGCCACCCAGGACUUCGACAACUUCCUCAGUCAUGACUGGGAGACGUCGCGCUGGGAGAAGCUGCUUGCAAUGAUGCUUCUCUUCAACACCAAGCCUGCCGCUCGGGUUGCGUCGGUCGCUUGCGUUCUAACCGCUGCUGCAUCCAUCUUCGCUGGACGCAUUGUCCAGGUGUUAUUACCAGUGGUCAGCUACUUCUGCUUCUGGACCGCCCUUUGUUUCGCACAGCGGGGCUUUGCGAUGAUCUCGAGGCCGAGGAUGGUCUUCUUGGAUAAGCUAUGCAUUUCGCAGGACGACGCCGUGCUGAAGCAAAAGGGCAUUUUGGGUUUGGCCGCCUUCCUGGACCGCUCAAAGAAGCUCACGAUUCUGUGGAGCCCGCGCUAUUUUUCAAGGCUUUGGUGUUGCUAUGAAUUAGCCACGUUCCUCCGGCAUUCCACCCGACAGUCGAUUGAGAUCAUGCCCACGAAGCUGGCUGUCUUGUUCUUCGGCUUGUUCUGCUCCACGCAGUUUAUAUCCCUGCUGUACGUGCUCGCGGCGGCGGUCUUGGCAAAUCAAGCUGUUGGGCAAAGCCAACGGAUUGUGGAAAUGGUAACCAUUACCAGCAUCACGUCGAUUGCCUUUCUACUUCCUGCUGUUCUGUGCCUGCAUGCAGGCAUUGGUGUCGCAGGGAGCAUGGGGGAACUCGAAAAUCAACUUCGCGCUUUUCGAAUUCAGAACUGCAGAUGCUUUUGCUGCUCGGUGGACCAUAUCCAUCCGGAAACAAAAGCACCACUGCCCUGUGAUCGAGAAUUGAUCUUGGAGGCCGUGAAGAAGUGGUAUUUUGAAGACAUAUCUUCUCCUCAGGAGAAGGCCUCCGACGAACCCCACUGGGAGAAGUUCAACCAGACGGCGCAGCAAGAGCUUCUGCCACUAGUCUUGGAUUCGGUCGGCACCGGCCUGUGCAUGUCCUACUUUUCAGCCUUGGUGUGUGCGGCUAGCCUACCCACUCUCGUAUUUUGGCUGCCCACCGUGUACAUCGAGGGCGCACACUAUUUCGAGGGCUCUCAUCUCAUGGUUUGGUGGGUCCGUUGCUGCGUGCACUGGGCCAUCUUCCCUCUUGGCAGCCUCUGGUAUUUCCAAGUCUACUGGUGGCUGUGUCUGCUUGGCGUCCGCGCAGAGAAGUGCUGGCAAGGAAAGCGGAAAUUGAUUUCGUGCCUCUUGCUGCUUCCUCUGUCCUUCUUUGGUCUUGGGCCAAUAUAUGUCGUGGAAUUCACCAGGGCAGCCACGGAGACCCCGAGCUUGCUUCCGGUGCUUCCCUUCUCCUUACUGCUGGCUGCGGUGUUUUCACAGAGAUGUCGGCUUCCUGGCGCCCGGUCCACUGAUCGCCGGACUUCGGCCCAGCCGGCGGAGCAGAAGAAGGAAGCCAACGAGGUCGUUGACGCAACCAGCCAUGCAAAUCAACCCCGUUGCGAGACGGCCGCGGACGGGGAUCUGGUGAGUUGGACCUUCUGA
This is a messenger RNA of Symbiodinium necroappetens, 1686 nucleotides long. The record is from the annotation of a GenBank genome assembly. Lineage: Eukaryota; Dinophyceae; Suessiales; Symbiodiniaceae.